AUUCGCCGCUGCUCCCUGAGCUCUGUCAGGUGUUCGUUAUACAGCUACGUAAGCUUUGCAUUUGGAAAACUUAAUUGGAUUUGGUGUCCGGACAAACACAGUCGAGGCCAUGCUGAGACGGAUACUUCAAAUGACUCCUGGGAAGGGAGGUUCCCAGAAUGCAGAGACCGAGCAGCCCAGCACAGACCUAAACCAUGAUCAGACGUCUGAGGGCUUCAUCUGUCCUCAGUGCAUGAAGUCUCACAACUCUGCAGAGGAGCUGUUCAAGCACUAUGAGCUGUUCCAUGAUACCGGAGACCUCCCCGCUCAUGUGGCCCCCACUCGGGAAGAUCUCACAAUGCUGCGGCAAGAGGUUCAGGACCUGCAUGCUUCUCUCAAGGAGGAAAGAUGGUUCUCUGGAGAGCUCAAGAAGGAGUUAGACAAAGUCCAAGGACAACUGCAGCAACACGAUGGACAGAUGAGCUCAGACGACUCAGUCCUUGAAAGGAAGUUGAAUGAAUCAGAGACCGAAAAGUUCAACAUCAAGCAGAUGAAAGACCUGUUUGAGCAGAAGGCUGCCCAGCUGGCCACAGAGAUAGUAGAUUUAAAAUCCCGCUAUGAUGAGGAGAAGAGCCUAAGGGAGGCUGCUGACCAGAGACUGGCCAACCUGACCGAACAACUGGAGAAAGAGAAGCAGGAGAAUGAGAGACUCCAAACAGAGCUGCUGCAGCGACCAGGAGUGGAAGACGUGGAGGUCCUGCAGAAGGAGCUGGUGCAGGUGCAGACGCUGAUGGACCGUAUGACGCGCGAGAGGGAGGAGGAGUCUGAACGCCUCAAAAACCACUACGAGGAGCUGCAGGCUAAUUACACUACCUCAGAGAUGACCAUAUCCCAACUAAAAGCAGAGCUGGAGAAGGGCCCGCAAGAAGCAGCCGUCUACACCCAACAGAUCCACCAGCUGCAGAGCAAUUUGAACAAUUUGCAGCAGCAAAGCCAGAACUUGUCUGAAAAGCUGGCACGUAAGGAGAAGGAAUAUCAGGAACUGGAGGAGUCUCUGGGUGCUGAGAAAGCUGCCAAGAAGGGAGUCCAAGACAGCCUGAGGGAGCGAGAGCUGGAGGUCCAAGAGCUCCAGGCUCGGGCCACGAGCGCUGAGACCUCCCUGCAUAAGACCCAGACAGAGCUCGGAGAGAGGACAGAGGAGGCGGCGAAGCUGAAGCGUGAGAUUGGCGAGCUUGAAGUGAAGCAUGCAGAGCUGAAGGUUGAGAGGAAGCAGCUGGAACAGCAAAGGGAAGAAAAAGAGAGCCAAGGCGCUCAGCAGCAGACUGAGAUCAGUCAGCUGCACGCCAAACUGCUUGAGGCAGAGAGGCAGCUGGGCGAGGUGCAAGGUCGUCUGAAGGAACAGAGGCAGCUGUCUGGGGAGAAACUAAAAGACCGCGAGCAGCAAGCAGCCGACCUGCAGCUCAAACUCUCCCGUGCGGAAGAACAGUUGAAGGAGAGCGCCAGUAAGAACACGGACCUGCAGCACCAGCUGGAGAAAGCGAAGCAACAGCACCAGGAGUUGCAGGCACUGCAGCAAAACACCAAUGGCAAACUCCGCGAGGCGCAGAAUGACCUGGAGCAGGUGUUGCGUCAGAUUGGGGAUAAAGACCAGAAGAUCCAGAACCUGGAGGCUCUGCUGCAGAAGAGUAAAGAGAUUGUGAGUCAGCUGGAAGCUGAGAGGGAGGACUUGUGUGCCAAGAUCCAGGCCGGGGAGGGAGAGACGGCUGUCCUUAACCAGCUAAAAGAGAAAAACCACGCACUACAAGAACAGGUGACACAGCUGACAGACAAGCUGAAGAACCAGUCAGAGAGCAACAAGCAAGCCCAGGAUAACCUACACGAGCAGGUCCAGGAGCAGAAGAUCCUAGUGCGUUCGGCCCAGGACCGAGCCCACACCCUGGAGACCUCAGUCACGGAGCUCACUGCCCAGCUCACAGAAAGCAAAGAGAAAGUAGCCCAGCUGGACACUCAGCUGAAGGCAAAGACAGAGAUGCUGCUGUCUGCAGAGGCAGCCAAGGCUGCACAAAAGGCCAACUUGGAGAACAACCUGGAGACUGCUCAGCACACGCUGCAGGACAAGCAGCAGGAGCUGAAUAAAGUUCAGAAGAAGGUGGAGGAGCAGGCUCAAAGGCUCAAGGAGAGACAGGAGCAGUGCACACAGCUGGAAACCGGUCUGAAGGAAUGCAAAGACAAACUACUGGCUUCAGAACAGCGGGUAGAGCAGCUGGAGGGGCUAAAUAAGAAAUUGGAGUCACAAGUUGGGGAGUUGCAGACCACACGCGAUCAGGUGCAGCAGGAAGUGCAGAAGCUGCAGAAGGAAGGGUCAGAGGAUAAGCGGAAAGCUAAGGAGCUGCAGCGCUCGCUGGAAACAGAGAAAGCAGGGGCUUCAACACUACAAGAGGAGUUGAAGAAGAAGGCAGCUGCUUUGAGUGAUAUCCAGCAGCAGCUGGAGCGUUGUGAGCAGGAUAAAGCUGCUCUGAAGGUGAACCUGGACAAAGUGACCCAGGAGGGAAAGACUCAGCAUGCAGAGCUGGACAGGAAGGCUCAGAGUCUGGCAGCAGACCUACAGAAGGCCCAACAGGAGAAAGAGGCUCAAAGGAAGGAGCUUGUCUCUACCCAGGAGAGCCUAGCAAAGGCUAAUAAGGCACUGAAAGAGAGUCAGAGUCAACUGGACACAGAGAAGAAGAGCCAUAAGUCGGCCAUGGAGGAGAAGGAAAAGUCCAAUGAGAAGACCCGACAGGAGCUUCUGAAGAAUAAUGAGAAUGCCAGCAAAGCAAUGAAAGAAUCUAAGGAGCAGUUGGAGCAGAUGAGAGAGGCAGAGAAAAAGCUGAAAGGGCAGCUGAACUCGUUAGAACAGCAGCACUCAAAGACUCAGGAGACGGUGAAGGAAAAGGAGAAUGAGUUGGAGAGGCUGCGGGCACAGCUGAAGACAGCCCAGGGAUCCUUUGAAGAGGAGAUGAAGAAACUGAAGGGCCAAGUGACGGAGUUACAGGAAGUUGGUGCCAAGAAAGCAGAGGAGGAGACUAAGCUGAGGGCCCAGGUGUCAGAGCUCGGCCAAGAGCUGGCCUCUGAAAAGAGUCGGACAGCAGAGGUGCAGAAGGCCUUGGAGCAAAGUCAGGGAAGUCUCACUAAGCUUCAGUCUGACUUCUACGGCAAAGAGUCUGAGGUUUCUGCCCUGCGUCAAGACCUCAAGGCAUCAGAGGAGAAGCUGAGCUUAGCCCAGGAGGAGCUGGCUGCUAACCGAACCCAUCAGACAGGUUUAGAGGCUCAGAUCCAGGAACUGAAGAUGAGCCGCAGCUCUUUGGAGCAGGAGCUCGCCAAGCAGGACCAGAAGCGCCAGCAGCAGGAACAAACACUGAAGGAGCUACAGAAGCAACAGAAUCACGUUAAGGAGGAGCUGGAGAAGGAGAAGAGCAAAGUGGAGGAGCUGAACAAAGCCAAGAAUGUCCUGGAAAAGAAUAACAGCAAAUUAACGUCUGAGUUAAAGGCAGUAUCAGAGAAGAGUGAAAAGGACCUGGGUGAGUUGCGGGAAGCCAAACAGCUGUUGAUCCAGCAGAAACUGGAGUUGCAGGGUCAGGUGGAGGCGGCGCAGAGUGCACUAGAGCAAGAGCAGAAAGAGCACCAGGCCACCAGGGACAGCAGGAACCAGAGAGAGGAGAAGCUCCUCGCCAAAUCCAAGGACCUCCAGGAUCAGCUGGCGACAGAGAAGCGAGCCAGAGAGGAGCAGGUGAAGCAAAGAGAGGAGGCAGAAGCUAAGCUGGGUGUGCAGGUGACAGCUCUGAAUGAAAAUGUGGCCACGCUGAAGAGAGAGUGGCAGGGCAGCCAGCGGAGAGUCGGCGAACUGGAGAAGCAGACAGAUGAGCUGAGAGGAGAGAUCGCUGUGCUGGAGGCCACCGUCCAGAACAACCAGGACGAGAGGCGAGCUCUUUUGGAAAGGUGUGUGAAGGGUGAGGGGGAGAUAGAGAAACUGCAGGCCAAGGUGGUGGAGCUGAGGAGGAAGCUGGACGAUACGACGGCAGCCAUGCAGGAGCUGGGCCGAGAGAACCAGUCGCUCCAGAUCAAACAGUCGCAGUCUCUGACCAGGAAGUGGGCCGAGGAUCACGAAGUGCAGAACUGCAUGGCCUGUGGGAAAGGCUUUACUGUCACUGUCAGGAAGCACCACUGCAGACAUUGUGGAAAUAUUUUCUGCGCGGAGUGUUCGGCGAAGAACGCCCUCACGCCGUCCUCUAAAAAACCAGUACGGGUGUGUGAGACGUGCUUUGAGGAGCUCCAAGGCUGAUUUCCCUCUCAGCCCUUUACCUAACCCCGACAACCCCCACCCACACGGUCUUUGUUUCCCUUUCCUACUCCGGCGGGCAGAAGAAGGCGUGUAUUUGUCGUAUUUAAUGUGCACUAUUAAGGACAGACCCAUUGCAAAGACUCCCACCUGCGUGUGUCUCGUGGCUCUGGUGUUGAGGGAAAUAUUCCUGUAGGCGACUCCAGGACCAGUGACGGGAUGGGGUGGGAUUGGUUGGGAUUGUCUGUAUCUGUUUUUGUGCCUUUGCUACUCCUGUGGACUGCCAGAGAGCGGAGACAGUGAGAACUAAACACCAUCCAUCUCUUUGAGUUCACGUUCACAUCUCCAUCAUUGUUUGGCAUCGUUUAGCAAUCGCAAGGUGGCUGCUUUUGUACUUUGUGAAACAUUUGAAGUCUGUUGUCGGGAGGUGUAAGGUUGGUGUGACACUGCAAGAGUGAAUGGGGAAGUUGAAAAUCACUGCUGCCCUACAAAGGUGAAUGCAGGUAACCAUUUUGUUCCAAAAAAACGUCUGUAAAUGCCCAGUGUAACAUAUUUUCUGUGUAUAACUCAAUAUAUACAUCGAUCUGAUCACUAACUAAAAAAAAUUAAUUCUGAUUUUUAUAGCAAGACAGUUAAACUUAAGUAAGAAGUGAGUACAAAAAUAUUUUUGUAAAACUUUUCAAUUUAACUGACACUGUAUUUAAUACGCUUAAAGAAGAUUUUACUUUUGAACACAAAGUUGUUUCUGAAAUAGUUUUUGUUUGGCCCCAAAACAAGGCUCCCGAAAACCUGUUAGUUUAUCAGCUGAAGCUUUAAUUUGAUGUUUGUGGACAGGAUUUCAUGUAUAUAUACAUUAUAUUCUGUAAAUUCACGUAGGAAGAGAGAAGUAGAUCCUUUUUGUUAAAGUCAUGUUGUACAGCGUAACACAACAAAAGGGAAGAAAUUACACCUUGAGAUUUUUCUUGGAGCAAAAUUGAGCAACAAUAAUUAUUUUUAUUUUUUUGCGUGGGUGGGAUUAUGAUGGGAUAAGUCAGUCAGUUUAUGCACCAGCGAUUUUCUGCACAUACCUUACCGGUUAAAUCAGUUACUGCAUGUUUCCUUUGUGUGGCAGCCUGUUUGUGAAUUUGUCCAAAUUAAUGUAUUCAGCCUAUUUCACGACCAAAGAAUGUCUGCAGCAGGAACACAGGCCAGAUGAAAGCCCUGAGUUUGUUUUCAUCUUUCAGUAUUUUUCUAUUUUUCUCGCCUCGUUGAAAGCUUUUGAGUUUUAAAUCACAGGGUCUGACAUUUUUAUCUUGAACACAGCACGUAUGUCGAUCUGAGAGGCUUUUUUUUUUAAUGUCCAGUCAGUUUUUCGCUGUGCCACAUUUCUCUUUGCAUGUUCGUUUCUACAGAUUGUGGUGCUUUCUGCAGACUGGUGAUGCAGUCAUUGAAGGUGCCUGCAUGUUUAUUUUUUUUUAAUGUUUAUUUUUUUCCUGCUGCUUUUCUCAUCCACGCCACAGCACUGACUACUGCUCGAGCUGUAUGUGUGUUUGUGUGUGAGUGUGAGUGAGGGCUCUGCUUUGAAGCAGUGACUCUGUGAUGUUGCUGUAACAGGGCGUGUGUUUUUAGCGUUUUAGGCCUGCUGAGGUGCACUGUGCGAAUGUUGGCCGCUCAGAACCUCGCGUUGUCCGAGGACGUCGGUGCUGCUUUCGGCUGCAGCAGUUACUGUUGGUUCUCUGUCCAACCUGCCUGCAGCUGAGAACACUGUACAAGUUCAUUCCUGCUUUGAUUAAUUUAUAAUUGUUGACAGAUAUUAGGAAGAUCUUUUGUGCAAUUGUCUACAGACUGGAGCAGGCGGCAACACUGUAAGCCAGGCGACAAUUGCAGGCUGCCUCGGCGCAUUGCAACAAGCAGCUUGUUCCAGACUUAGGCUUACCAAAUUAUCUCUUUAUGCUUGUCCAUCUCAGUUUCAAACUCUAAAAAAAAAAAAAAAACACCUGUCUUUUUUUUGCAUUGCAUUGGUUUUGUUAUGUCUACCUCAGAUUGGCACAGGAAAAGCACUAUUCCUAAACCUUAGGCGUCACAACUGUCGUAUCAUUACCUGCAUUUGAUCAAGAAUUAGUGAUUGAUCUGUCGAGUUGUACAGUCCCUGAAACCUACAGAGAUGAUUUGCACAUUAUUGUAUUCUGGGCUCGUCCGUAUGAGAUACCCAGCCACAAACGUAGGACCACCAACUUUAUACAGGCUUCAGCAUUUCUAGCCCCGAUGUACUUAACUGCUCAUUAAUACAAAAUCGGUCAUAAUUAUCUUUGUAAAUGUUUGUAAUGAAAGAGAAAAAAAAAAGGAAAUAUAUAACGCUCGUGGAUGUAGAAAUAUGACAACAGUGAAACUGUGUGGAUUCAUCAGUGUCUUACUCAUUUUUACAAAACGGCAGCACAGACCUAUACACACUGAAUUGUGGCUUGCUUCGUGUUGCUCAGUUAUCAUGCAUGAUGACUUAACUGGCCUGUGGCUCACACGUUUUCUCCAUGUUUUAGAGUCAUCAUAUCUGGUGGUUGUGCAGGUGUGCCUUAGGCCAAGGUCUUGUGCGUCACUGCUCACCGUUAGCGGUGACGUGCAGCGUGUGUUACCAGAGUCAGGGCGGCGUCAGUUCACCUGAAGGGACGAGAGAAGUAAUGUCAUUUAUGUUCACACACACACACCAGUUGAUUUUCUAAUUCAUUGUCAUGACAAACCUAAAUAAAACCUACAGUAUGUUUCUA
Toxotes jaculatrix (banded archerfish) is the source of this 7035-nucleotide messenger RNA. It is a transcript of the gene eea1, whose product is annotated as early endosome antigen 1. The record is from RefSeq and is a predicted model, not a curated record. The transcript is spliced from 29 exons. Gene Ontology annotation, molecular function: metal ion binding; 1-phosphatidylinositol binding. NCBI's taxonomy places the organism in Eukaryota, Metazoa, Chordata, Actinopteri, Toxotidae. Gene Ontology annotation, cellular component: early endosome. Gene Ontology annotation, biological process: endocytosis. Bases 110 to 4297 code for a protein of 1395 amino acids.